Messenger RNA from Trichomycterus rosablanca, 2775 nucleotides. It is a transcript of the gene st6galnac, whose product is annotated as ST6 (alpha-N-acetyl-neuraminyl-2,3-beta-galactosyl-1,3)-N-acetylgalactosaminide alpha-2,6-sialyltransferase. Lineage: Eukaryota; Metazoa; Chordata; Actinopteri; Siluriformes; Trichomycteridae. The transcript is spliced from 9 exons. The record is from RefSeq and is a predicted model, not a curated record. The coding region runs from base 1 to 1254 and encodes 417 amino acids. Gene Ontology annotation, molecular function: sialyltransferase activity.
AUGGCCGUUAUUCAUCAAAAGAAGCUCUUGCUCUCUUGUAUGAUUGUUGUCACUGUCAUCGUGGUCUACCUAAGUUUGAAACUAAACGGUGGUGGUAAGCUGAUCAGGAUUCAGUGCAGCAAAGAUUAUUAUAAUCAUAUCUCGUGUCUGCUGUCUGGUAAAGGGACUGAAGAAACGAGAACCUUAAACUCAAUAGCAACAACUUUAGCAAUCCGAAACGGAAAACCUGUGAUGGUGACUGACACUAACAAAUCAACAAAGAAACCACCACCACCAGCUAAACCAACAGAACCAGACUUCAUUGGAGACAACUAUGUCAUUGAUUAUGUUCCACCUCAAACGAUUUGUCCCAAUAGCAUCCGGAACAAGGUGAACCAGACUGACCUUGCUAAGACAUUUUUAUGGAAUGUUCCAGUCUUGCAGUGGGCAAAGCAUUUCUCGCUGCAAGAGUAUAAGCGAUUAAGCCAUUUUCCUGGUGCCCACGGAUGGGGCGGCGUUAGCAUAGACGUUCUGAACAGUUCGCUGUCUAUAUUAAACACGUCGGCUAACCGACUCAUGUUUGAGGACUGGAAAGAGAAGAACAUGGGAUCAGGCUGUAUCCACUGUGCCGUGGUAGGAAAUGGAGGCAUUCUGAAUGGGUCGAAGAAAGGACAGGAAAUUGAUGAGCACGACUACGUCUUCAGGACAAACGGUGCAGUCAUUGAAGGAUUUGAGAAAGAUGUUGGAAAGCGUACCUCCUUUUACCUCUUCUCAUUCAACACGUUCAUGAACUCAAGACGAAGUUACAGAGAUGUAGGGUACAAGGGCGCACCACAGAGCAAGGAGACCAAGUUUGUUUUUCUGCCAGACCAUGCCAAAGACUAUGAAAUUAUGAUGGCUGAAGCCACACACUUGGGUGAGAAGCCAACCAAUUAUUUUGGUAAUAAUGUGACUGUAAAGAAGUUUAAAAUGCUUCAUCCUGACUUCAUCCGUUACGUCCGAAACAGGUUUCUACAUUCAAAUAUUCUUAAAACCAAGCAUAAAAACAUCUACAGGCCAUCUACAGGAGGAACCAUGCUAAUGGCUGCUCUUCAUACAUGUGACCAGGUGAGUGCCUACGGGUUUAUGACGCCAGACUUCUACAAAUACUCGGACCAUUACUUCGACAAAAAACACCACAAAGUUGGUUUCUAUGCCAACCAUGACCUAAAGCUGGAGUUGAAGCUGUGGCAGGAGCUGCACAAGGCAAAACUUUUAAAACUUUACAUGCGGUGAUGAACAUGCGCUGAGCUAGCUUGGACGCUAACAAAAAAAUGUGAAUUGUCUUCUGCCCACAAUCACUGCCACUGAUGUGGGUAUGGCUUUUGGACAUGGGUUGCGGUGUUUUAAAGCCUGGUGAAGGUAAAUAUGUAGUGAAAGGUGAAGUUAAGGGGCUUUUCUUAUUAUUGACUGUUUUAAAAGGGGGAAAUGAAAACCCUUGCAAACCCGCUCAGGAAAUAAAAGUGGGCUAUAGGUACAGUCCAGUAAAGUUGAACCAGCUCUGUGUACUACAUUUAUGUACAGGACUGCAGAAGAACGCUGUUUUAGAUACAGAGUUGUCUUCACAACUUUUUUGGAAGAAAUGGUUUACAUGGUCUGGAUGAAUUGGAAUGCUGACUGCCAGUCAAGCCUCAUCACUUGAGAUCAGGACCUGGCCUCACUAACACUUUUGACUGCUCGGAUUCAGUUCUACAGACGUUUACCAGAUGAGUGGUGUCUGUUGUAGCAGAAAGCUAGGCAGCGUUGUAUCAAUGCCCAUGGUGUUGAAUGGGAUGCACGUAUUUAUUUGAUAAUCAGGUGUCCACAAUCUGUUGGCUGUGCAGUGUAAAGAGUCCUGCCCGCUGUUCUAUUAUAUCUUGCAGACAAUUAAUGACACUACAGACAAUGUAAUUUAAAAGAAAUUGUACAGCCAAUGUGUGGCCUUAAACAUUAAGUGCUAAUCGUGUUGAGUGAGUGAGUAAAUAAGAGAUUAGGUACACAAUGAAGGAAACACUGUGCAAUAUUCUGUUGUUAUAUGAUUGCAUAUUUUUUGCACUAAUUGAAUCAACCGAUGUGUAAUUAAUUAUGUUAAUGAAACAUUCAACUCUUCUGUGCCAUCUGUGGUGAAUAUAAUUUAGAGUGACAGGUAUGAAGUAUAAUGGUUUAUAUGAAUUACAAUGGACACAGACACACACACACACACACAUGUGCAAAUAAAAAGAACAGGGUAGCAGUUAUGUAGAACAGUAAGAUGCACAUCAAGUAUUGAGGCUUGUUGAUAUGAAACUUUGUGGUCUGUUUUGUAUUGUAAUAGUACGCUAUACAAUCUGUUAACUGGCAAAAUGUGCAUAUCUAAUUGAAAAAUAUGCAGAUUUCUACACUGAAUUCAAUUCACUUGUAGCUGGAUUGGGUAAUAUGAAAAGUGCAACAGGAAGUGCUUUUGUUGGUUGCAUAUGCAAAGUUGUGGGCCAGAGUUUUUGCCCAGUUUCUCUGACCACUUUUAUUCAGACUGGAAGUUGAAAUUCCUAUUUAAUAAAUGGGCCUUUAUUGUUAAGAUAAACUAGAGUUCAAUCAUGCAUCAAUAAAUUCUGGGUUUUUAAUUGCUGCUAAUUUUGACACUAAUAUGUUGCCACUUCGUGUUGCCAUAAUUGUUGCUUUUUUUCCCCCAAAAGUAAGUGCCUAUGGGUUUAUGAUGCCGGACUGCUUCAAAUACUCUGACCUGUUUUCUAUGCCUUAAUUGUUUUCAAAUAAAAAGUACACAAGUGUUUCUUACAUUUA